Culex quinquefasciatus (southern house mosquito) is the source of this 3002-nucleotide messenger RNA. Its product is annotated as ceramide kinase. The transcript has 9 exons. The coding region runs from base 597 to 2513 and encodes 638 amino acids. The record is from RefSeq and is a predicted model, not a curated record. Gene Ontology annotation, molecular function: kinase activity. NCBI's taxonomy places the organism in Eukaryota, Metazoa, Arthropoda, Insecta, Diptera, Culicidae.
AGUUUAUCUUCUGCCGUCGGUUGAGUAUGAGGCAUUCGCUAUGUCUCGCUUGUCCUAGUGCUAAUGCGAUUUCAAAGACAAGAAUAAUUCCAGUUAUUGCCAUCUUUGCACACACAUAAAAGUACUGUUGUACAUGAAUAUACGUACAAGUGUCGCGUUAAAGAUAGAAGCAAAACAUGUUUCAAUCUUACAAGUUUUUGCGAUGAUCUGUAAUUCUGCUAGAAAUUUGUUGAUGUAGCUUAGUUUUAUUUUAGAAUGAUAAACAGCAUCGAAAAUCAAUUUUUGUUACCUUGCAAAAAACAAUUGAGAAACGCAUUUUUUCAAUUUUAAACCAAAUAAACUGAGCUUUUGAUUAAUAAAAAUCAAGGGAAACUAGACAAAACAACGAAAAAGUGAUGUGGACCGACAAAAAGUAAGCCCCUUGUCCGAAAAAAAGUGUUGAUUGCUCGUUGGCCUCUCUAAGCAGAUUUAGUGCUGCGAAUGGCGAGAAAUCUCUGACGACGGCCCACAACAAAUAAGUACACAAUUGGCAAACGCUGUAAUUGGGUUUCGCUUCAACGCAUCGUCUGUCCAUAGCACCCCGAGCCCCAGCAGUCAUGGACAAGCAGAACGAAGUGCUUCUGAACACGUUCGUGAUAUCCAAGAAAAAAUAUCGAGUGUUCUACAAUGCCGGCGUGUUGGUGUGGGAAGCUGAGAACUCCAAGAAGGGUGAGAAAACAACCGUUCCGAUCGGAGAUAUCAUAUCUGCGACCCUGUCGACGACAGCAAGCGGACGAUCCUCCAGCAAAGCAAAUGCCCACAAUAUCGCGACCACCUACGGAACGACCUCCAGCACGCAUGCACCGAUGAACGAGACAAUGGACUACGAUCGCAUCCCGGUGCUGCCAACUUCUUCGUCGACUACAACGAACGCCACUAUCAAUACCAUGACCACCACUACUACGAACCUGAGCAAUAGAGUGAAUUCAUACGAUAUCCUGAACAGUGAGUACGAAGAUGACAAUUACGGCGUAAGCAGUGCAACCAAUGCAAACUACUUGAUCAUACAUUAUGCUCGGCUCGUGUCCCCGCGGACAAGCAAGUGGAGGGUCCAGCAGCUAUCGCUCUACAACGGCGAACAGCGCAUUGUCAAGUUCUGGCACAGCCGGUUAUCAGACGAUAUUAGAGAGCAAGCCAGACCGAAGAAUUUACUGCUGUUCCUUAAUCCGUACGGCGGCAAGCAGAACGCGUUCGCGUUGUUUGAGAAAUACGCCAAACCGUUGUUUCACCUGGCGCACGUUGAUAUCAAUCUGAUAAUCACUCAGCGGGCGCAGCAAAUUUACGACAUCAUGACAUCGCAAACGAUUAAACUGAGCAAUUACGACGGGGUCGUGUGCUGCGGCGGAGAUGGAACCUUUGCGGAACUUUUCAACGGAUUAGUUUACCGGACGAUGAUAGAUCUAGGUAUGGACAUCAACUGUCCGCCGUAUCUUCCCAAGCCGAGCCUACCGAUCGGGAUUAUCCCGGCCGGAAGCACCGACACCGUUGCGUAUUGCCUGAACGGAACUACCGACAUCAAGACCUCCAUCAUUCACAUCAUUUUGGGACAAUCGAGUGGCCUGGACAUCUCGAGCGUUUAUCGCAACGGAAGCGGUGAAAACGAUGGCAGACAACCGCAAUUGCUCAAACUGUACGCCAGCGUAAUGUCCUACGGUUUCCUGGGCGAUGUAACGAUGGACAGCGAGAACUAUCGCUGGAUGGGACCGAAGCGAUACGAUUAUUCUGGCGUCAAAAAGUUCCUCCGGAACCGAGGUUACAACGUGGAUGUAAAGGUGCAAAUCGAAAAGGAGGAAAUUGACGGAGGCCGCAGGGACAAGAACAAUCCGCACGACGGAGUUCGGUGUUUGGAGAAUUGUCAGCGUUGCCAACUGGCCGCUACAAAGGACCAUAGCAACGCAACCGACUGUGAUACUGUGGAGGAAGUUAGCGUUAGGGGAAAGUUCCUUAUGGUGAAUGGUGCUAACAUUUCGUGCGCGUGCCACCGUAGUCCACAAGGGUUCAAUCCGAACUGCCACCUAGGUGACGGGUAUCUGGAUUUGAUCUUUGUGCGCCACACGUCUCUCUUCAACAACAUCCGGCUGCUGUUGGCAAUGUCGUCCAAGACGAAGGAAAUUAGCGAUCUACCGUUCGUGGAGAUUUACCGAACAAAGCAGUUUACGUUCAACAGCCAUGGUCAAGGUCACGUAAAUGGCGUAAAUGUCGUGAAUGACGAGGACCAGACGGCGUCGUCGGCGGCGACUACGGCGACUAAUUCACCUAAAGUGAAUGGGGCCGAGACGCCGAAGCAGGUGGCACACGAUAAGAAGCUGUUUUCCAGGUGGAAUUGCGACGGAGAAAUUUUGCUCGAUACCAAUGUAACGGUCAUAUGCAAUUGCCAAUUGAUCAACGUGUUUCGCCGGGGGGUCAGCUGCCGUGAUAGUACUUGUAAGGACAAUGAAGCAAACGUUUUAAACUGUUGUGGAUUGUGUAAAUAGUAGAAUGUUAGGAUCAUUUAUCUGUUUUGUUAUGAGUUGUCUUGUUCUACGUUGAGAUUAGUAACAUCAGAAAAACAAAAUUAAGGAAAUUAUACAGCACAUACUUUUACUAGCUUUAAAAAAGGAGUUCAACCUGUGAUUACUAUGAGCUGGCAAUAACAUUUCCUAGUAGAUAAAGCUCUUCAAAAAAGUUUACGUACAUGCAAUGUACUUUAACGUAGUUCUGUCAGCACAGAUAUUAGUAUUAAAAACAGAAAAUGAAAAACACAAGUAUUGCAUGGAAAAAUUUAGUUACAUUCCAUAAACAUUUAUAGCUACUGCGGGUAUUUAAGUCAAAUGGUCUCGGAAUGGGUGAAUAGCAUUUUGUAAUAUGACGUCUACCAGGAUAGAGCUGUUUUAAAUUGUGUAAAGGCAAAGAUUGAGGUUUUGGUACUUCUAUUUAGAUAUGUUUGGGACGGGCAACGAACUAUUAAACAUUACAAAAAAAAA